Messenger RNA from Phragmites australis (common reed), 1080 nucleotides. Its product is annotated as nudix hydrolase 16, mitochondrial-like. Gene Ontology annotation, molecular function: pyrophosphatase activity. The coding region runs from base 154 to 702 and encodes 182 amino acids. The record is from RefSeq and is a predicted model, not a curated record. NCBI's taxonomy places the organism in Eukaryota, Viridiplantae, Streptophyta, Magnoliopsida, Poales, Poaceae. Gene Ontology annotation, cellular component: nucleus; cytoplasm. The transcript is spliced from 4 exons.
CUCUCUCUCUCUAGCGCCGCACAAAUCUCUCUUCCCCUUCUCGCCCUCGCCGCAUUGGCAGCCGACGACCCGCCCCCGCCCUCGCCGGAGAGAGGAGGAAUAGCGACGCACCGCAAGAGCGGGCGGGAGGGCGGCGGCGGCGGAGUGAGUAGCAUGUGCGACCUGGUGGCCCGCACGGGCCGGCAUCAGCAGCGGUACGAGGAUGGCCAUCGGCUAGUGGCCGGGUGCAUACCAUUCAGGUAUAGAACUAAUAAUAAUGAAACUUCUGAUGAAGAACAAAAGAAACUCGUGGAAGUUCUCAUGAUAAACUCCCAAAGUGGACCUGGUCUUUUGUUUCCAAAGGGAGGAUGGGAGAAUGAUGAGACUGUUGAAGAGGCAGCUGCUCGAGAAGCUAUAGAAGAAGCUGGAGUUCGAGGUGAUAUAGUGCAUCUUCUGGGUUUAUAUGACUUCAAAAGCAAGACACAUCAAGAUGCGUGCUGCCCUGAGGGUAUGUGCAGAGCUGCAGUGUUUGCACUGCAUGUAAAGGAAGAGCUGACCUCAUGGCCUGAACAGAGCACCCGCCAGAGGACCUGGCUCACGGUCCCUGAAGCUGCAUCACAGUGCCGGUACCAGUGGAUGCAAGAGGCCUUGCUUACAGGCUUCACUGACUGGCAUGACAAGUGGAGCAAAGGUGGCGGCGGUCCAAACUGCAACCAGGCCUAAAUGCCGAACCCAUCACCGGCCAUCUUAUUUGUUAAUCUUCUCUUUCCGUAGGCUCCAACCUUGCAGAUUGCAAUAAUACAGUGUACUUCUCUUGAUGCUUGGUAGGUCAUUGACCCUUGAUGUCACAUGUCAGGAUGGUUAUCUAGUUUAGUGAGGUAUAUCUCAUCAAGACGAGAGUUCUCACAACUUUUAAGUGGCAAUUCUCGCGCCUAUUAUUUCUCGGUUUCAGUUGCCGUCGUCAUGGUGCACUGCAGGCAUGCACCGUGCGCAUUUUGUAACUUGCUCCUGAUUCUGGAGGUGCAUAUGCUAUGUACUAACUACUAUACCAUAUACCUGAAAUCAAAAGGCCAUUAUUGACUGGAUGCGUCCAGAAUCUUA